This is a messenger RNA of Malania oleifera, 1714 nucleotides long. RefSeq names its product linamarin synthase 2-like. Gene Ontology annotation, molecular function: UDP-glycosyltransferase activity. The coding region runs from base 139 to 1593 and encodes 484 amino acids. The transcript has 2 exons. The record is from RefSeq and is a predicted model, not a curated record. NCBI's taxonomy places the organism in Eukaryota, Viridiplantae, Streptophyta, Magnoliopsida, Santalales, Ximeniaceae.
GCAUGCAACCAUCAUAAAAUCUUUAUUCAGAGCUAGCUGUACCUUACAAUCCUUAUAAUCUCCUCAACCCUUCAUUUCUAGAUAAUUCCCAAGUCUCUUGAAGAGAGAGAGAGAGAGAGAGAGAGAGAGAGAGAGAGAAUGGGUUCAUAUGAAGGAUUAAGAAAUAAGCCACAUGCAGUCUGCGUUCCAUACCCUUCACAAGGGCACGUGACUCCUAUGAUGCUGCUGGCUAAGCUCCUCCAUUCCAGAGGCUUUCACAUCACCUUCGUCAACACCCACUUCAACCACAACCGCUUGAUCCGAUCUCACGGCCCCGAUGCCGUCAAGGGCUCUGCCCACUUCCGCUUCGAGUCCAUCCCCGACGGGCUGCCGCCGUCGGAUCAAGAUGCAACCCAACAUGUCCCGUCGCUGUGCGAUUCCACCCGCAAGAAUUGCCUGGCCCCGUUUCGAGAUUUGCUGGCCAAGCUGAACUCAUCCGCCGCAGCAGCCAAAGAGGGUGUGCCUCCGGUGAGUUGCAUAAUUUCGGACGGGGUGAUGAGCUUUGCCAUGAAGGCCGCGGAGGAGAUUGGGGUGCCGGAGGUGCAGUUUUGGACAACCUCUGCUUGUGGAAUGAUGGGGUAUCUUCAGUUCCGGGAGCUUGUCAACAGAGGGAUUUUCCCUUUUAAAGAUGAGGAAUCCAUCAAUGAUCAGACUCUCAACAUGCCCAUAGAUUGGGUCCCAGGCAUGAAGAAUAUUUGUCUAAGAGACCUACCAACCUUUCUUAGAACAACAAACCCUGAUGAAAUCAUGUUCAAUUUCAUGGGCGAAGAGGCUCACAACUCUCUUCGCUCCCCUGUCCUCCUCCUCAACACAUUUGAUGCCCUAGAACAAGAAGUCUUGGAUGCCCUCGUCUCCAUCGCUCCCCCUAUCUACACAUGUGGUCCCCUUUCCUUGCUUGCUCAACCCACCUACUCACUCGACUCUCCCAACCCUAGCCUCUGGAAAGAAGAUUCCCAUUGUCUCCACUGGCUUGACGAGCGACCUCCUAACACUGUCAUGUACGUCAACUAUGGAAGUGUCACGGUGAUGACCCCCCACCACUUGCUAGAGUUUGCAUGGGGGCUUGCCAAUAGCAACCAUCCAUUUUUAUGGAUAGUUCGACCAGACAUCGUGAUAGGUGAGUCCACUACAUUGCCUGAGGAGUUCUUUGAGGAAAUUAAAGAUAGAGGGUUGUUGGUGAGUUGGUGCUCACAAUUUCAGGUGCUUUCUCAUCCUGCAAUUGGUGCCUUUUUGAGCCAUUGUGGUUGGAAUUCUAUGAUAGAAAGCAUAAGUGCAGGAGUGCCCAUGAUUGGAUGGCCUUUUUUUGCAGAGCAGAGUACAAAUUGCGGGUAUGCUAAUAGGGAGUGGAGGAUUGGGAUGGAGGUUAAUCAUGAUGUGAAAAGGGAGGAGAUUGAAGCUCUUGUUAGAGAGUUGAUGGAAGGAGAGGAAGGGAAGAAGAUGAGGAAGAGGGUUCUGGAGUGGAAGAAGAAAGCAAAGGAAGCUACUAGUUUUGGGGGUUCAUCUUACACAAACUUUAAUAGAUUUGUAAGGGAGGCUCUUCAUUAUGAAGGGUAGUGUUGAUAAUUAAGUUAUUAUGUACAAGCUUUGCUAUGCUUGCAUUGCAUUAUUUUUAAAUAUUGUAUUGUCAUCAAUUUAAGUUUCCAUAUAUAUAUAUAUAUAGAUCUCUCUCUCUCUC